Ostertagia ostertagi is the source of this 522-nucleotide messenger RNA. Lineage: Eukaryota; Metazoa; Nematoda; Chromadorea; Rhabditida; Trichostrongylidae. The record is from the annotation of a GenBank genome assembly.
AGAUUUGAGUUCGACUUUGACAGCGACUCGAGUGAUGAAGCCCAUUGCAGUGGCUACGCCUUCAAUGAGGAAGAGGCCGCCGAGGAAUGGGACUACUUCGCCGAACGCCAGGCACGUUAUUGUAUGACGGAAGAAAGUGAUUCCGAAGAGGAAUCACGGCCUAGUAAACCUCUUGACGUUCGCUGUAAAGAUCUGCCUCCGAACUUCCGGCCGCAGAGUAGCAUUGAUUUUCUUCAAAGUACUGUGGCGAAAAACUUGACAUCGGAUUUGAGACACUACAUUCACACACUACGGCGGAUACAACAGUACAUGAUUCCUUUAGUCCUCAAUGAGUUCACAUUUCUGGCCAUGGGACCGUCCGGCUCAGGCAAAACAACUGGGUAUUUGCUUCCUUUAGUGAACAAGCUGGUGGAGCUGAAGGAGAUUGAGUUGCGUGGACGGAAGGGUCCAGCCGCUUUGGUUGUAACGCACACAGAAAACAAGAUCAAGCAUAUAAGAGAGCUUUGCAGCAGAUAUUCUCGA